Acyrthosiphon pisum (pea aphid) is the source of this 1997-nucleotide messenger RNA. RefSeq names its product major facilitator superfamily domain-containing protein 6-like protein B. The coding region runs from base 612 to 1892 and encodes 426 amino acids. The transcript has 8 exons. Lineage: Eukaryota; Metazoa; Arthropoda; Insecta; Hemiptera; Aphididae. The record is from RefSeq and is a predicted model, not a curated record. Gene Ontology annotation, cellular component: membrane.
AUAAAUAAGGGGGGGGACAAAGGUAUUUUGCUGAAUAUCAACUUAUAUUUUAAGCAAAUUGUUAAUUACAUUCCAAAGAAGGUCGUGAUGAUGAACACAUAUUUUUUAUAAAAAGUGCUGUACAUUUAUUUAGUUAUAAAAGUGUUUUUGUUGUGAUAGAUAAUUCUAUUAAGUUUAAAUUACAUUUUAAAGAUGUUUAAUAUAAUUGUAAACAAAAAAAUGGUACCAAUGAAAAUGAACUUUUUCUUUCUAUUUGCAUGUGUAGGACCUAUAAUUGGCUUUUUACCUACAAUAGCGAAACAAUUGGGGUACUCAAUAACCACUUACGGUGUCGCUAUGACUUUUAUAUCGAUGAUAAAAAUGGUUAUGUCACCUGUAGCUGGUAUAAUCGUCGACACAUUCCGGGUGAAAAGAAAGUCAUUUUUUACGAUGACACUAUUGCUGAUUGUGAUUUCAAUUGUCUUCAUGUUUAUACCAAAAGUGCCUUCGGAGAUAGGCGUGGAAAUUAAAUGCGAAUCUGAAAUUAUUUUGAUUGUCCAUACCGAUACCGUUCAACAAAGUACACAUAACACGUCGAUGUUUAAUGACGAGAACAACGAUGAAUUGAUCACAUGCAAGGUUUCAGCGAUUAUUGGAUGAAAACCACCAAUAAUGAUAUCGAAAAUAUUAACGAUCGUAGUCAGAUUGAUGUUACAUUAAAAUUGAAAGAUAUGGAACAAACUGAAAGUUCGUAUGUUUUCCACUUGUCGUCCGUCCAAAUGAACGGUACGGACAUUCCUCUAACAUGUCAAUGUAAUUUAAAAACAUUUUGCCACAUCUCAUGUUCUAAUGAAGACAUCAUGCGGAUAGCUACUGUUCCAACAUACAGAGGAAACGUUCUUAAUUUGUAUCAAUUUUGGAUUUUUUUCAUAACUGUGACUGUGUUGUGGUCUUGCAUAGCUAUAACGUUAACUUUACAAGGCUCAUUAUGUCUCGAUCUAUUAGAAGACAAAUCCGAGGAUAUUGGAAAACAAAUAUGUUGGGCAUCAUUGGGUUUGGGCAGUUUUUCCAUAUUCAUCGGAUGGCUUGUGGAUUGGUUUAGCAUAAAUAAAAAGGAAAAAGAAUAUUCACCAGUUUUUUACUCAUGUAUUUUAUUCUCAAUUUGUAAUUUAUUUGUCAUAAACAAACUUAAAAUAAUUGAAACGAAAAAAACCGAAGGAAAAUUGAAGAGUAUAUAUGGACUGUUAACUAAACAUUAUGUGAUUUUAUUUUAUAUAUGGGUAAUAUCAAUCACAUUUCUCCAUACAAUUAUUACACAUUUUCUAUUCUGGUACAUGGAGGAUUUAGUUUCUGCUAACAAUGACCACAGCCAACGGGCAUGGAUAAAAACGCUUCAAGGUCUAGCUCAAGGCAUCCAAUGUUUUGGCGGUGAAAUACCAUUUUAUUUCUGUUCCGGUUGGAUAAUCAGAAAGAUGGGUCACAUUAACUGCAUGGUCUUAGUGAUGGGAGCCAUGGCUAUCCGGUUGUACCUUUACACAGUCAUCUGGAAUCCAGCUUGGAUCAUUGCAAUAGAGCUAUUGAAUGGCGUAUCGUACGCAUUGGGAACGUCGGUGAAAAUGUCGUACGCGAAAAUUAUGUCACCCGAGGACUCCACGAACACUAUAAUCGGGAUAUUAGUAUUUUUCGAUGGCAUUGGUGAAUCUUUAGGUAGUCUACUGGGCGGAUUUUUAUUCGGAUCAUACGGUGGAGUGUGGUCGUUUCGAUUCUUCGCCUACAGUUCUGCUUUUUUGUGCUUUUUAAACAUACUAACCAAUCGUUUUGGAUUGACUAAAGAUUUGACAAAUUAUGGUUUUGCAGCAGUGCCUACGAAAGAAAAUAACCAGAAAAAUGAUGACGUUGAUAUCAAAAUUUAAUUAAAUGAUUUCUUUAUUUUUAAUUUUAUAUAAAAUAGUAAAACAAAAAUGGAAUGUUAUUAUGCAGAACAAUUCUAUCAUAUUAAAAUAACGAAUAAUGUUUUA